Molecule: messenger RNA, 3341 nt
Organism: Paramecium sonneborni
Lineage: Eukaryota; Ciliophora; Oligohymenophorea; Peniculida; Parameciidae
Source: the annotation of a GenBank genome assembly
AUGAAUUAUGAAUGGUUUUAAGAUGAUAAUCAAAUAAAAUUACGCUUUGAAAUCAAAAAUACUAAAAGUGAUAAUCUUGAUAUCUAAGUGGCUGAUGUAGUUGUUAAAGUAAAUGUUCUUGAUAAGAAAUUUGCUAAAACUAUUGAUUUAUUAGCUCCUGUACUUGAAGGCAAUAUUAAAUAUGGAGCAGAUAUACUUGAAGUUACUUUAAUUAAAGUAGAACCAGGAAAAUGGUCUCAAUUGAGUCCAUCACUUUCUAAAGAAGAAUUAAUUCAAAGAAGAAAAGAUGUAACUUAAAUAUAUUAUUCUAGGCAUUUUUUAGAAAGGAUCAAGAAAUUUAAGCUUAAAAGAAAUUAACACAAGAUCUCAAACAUUAAUUUGAUUAACAUGCUACUAAAGAAUAAAUUAAAGUUGAUGAUCGUGAAAGAAACCUAAUCAUAUAAAAAUAAGAACAAUAAAAAAGUGAAGCUAUUUCUGAUCUAUACAAUCAAAUUGGAUAGGAUUCAAAAUUUAACUAAAAAUAAUUACAUUCCUAAGAUUCAAAUGAUGUCUAAAUAGAAGAUAAAAUUAAAUAAUAUGAAGAAUAUGAAAAAUAAUAAGAAUUGAAACAAAAACCAAAUAAAUAAUUAUAGCCUAUAUCAGAAAACAAUGAUAUUUUUACAAAUGAGGAUAUUAAAAAAUAAGAGAAGUAAGCAAAGGGUCCAAUUCCAGAACCAAGAAAAGCAGCAGCAGUAUAAAUGACAUUUACAGAAAAAAUAUAUCCUCAUUUAGCUGCUAGAGAAUAACAUUUCAAAGAUGCUCCUGUUCCAAGAUAAAAAAAUAUUCCAAUCAAUGAAUAAAGAGAAAAUCCUCUCUUCCUUAAAGAUAAAGCUGAUGAGUUUUUUAGAAACAAAGAUUAUUACUCUGCAAUUAAUGCUUAUUCAGCUGCUUUUAAGUAUGAUAAUUAAAUGUAUACAUGUAUUUCGAAUAGAGCUGCAUGCUAUUUAGCUUUAUUUAAUUUUUAAGAAUGCAUUGAUGAUUGUCAAACAAUUAUCAAAUUAGAUAAAAAAGAUUAGUUACAUGAUAAAUGUUUAAAAAGACUAAAAGUAUGUUAAGCAUGGAAAGGUGAUUUAGACGAAGCUUUGAAUGGAAAUAUUCCAGAAGAAGUCAAACAAAUAAUUUAAAAAAGAAUAGACUCUAAUAAAUACAAAAAUCAGGGAGAUNUUAGUUCCACAAACAGUAUCGUAUGGUUAGGAAUUUACUGUAUAUGUUAUUAGUAAAACUAGUAAUAUCAUUUAAUUAAUAUAUAAUGAAUUAUGAAUGGUUUUAAGAUGAUAAUCAAAUAAAAUUACGCUUUGAAAUCAAAAAUACUAAAAGUGAUAAUCUUGAUAUCUAAGUGGCUGAUGUAGUUGUUAAAGUAAAUGUUCUUGAUAAGAAAUUUGCUAAAACUAUUGAUUUAUUAGCUCCUGUACUUGAAGGCAAUAUUAAAUAUGGAGCAGAUAUACUUGAAGUUACUUUAAUUAAAGUAGAACCAGGAAAAUGGUCUCAAUUGAGUCCAUCACUUUCUAAAGAAGAAUUAAUUCAAAGAAGAAAAGAUGUAACUUAAAUAUAUUAUUCUAGGCAUUUUUUAGAAAGGAUCAAGAAAUUUAAGCUUAAAAGAAAUUAACACAAGAUCUCAAACAUUAAUUUGAUUAACAUGCUACUAAAGAAUAAAUUAAAGUUGAUGAUCGUGAAAGAAACCUAAUCAUAUAAAAAUAAGAACAAUAAAAAAGUGAAGCUAUUUCUGAUCUAUACAAUCAAAUUGGAUAGGAUUCAAAAUUUAACUAAAAAUAAUUACAUUCCUAAGAUUCAAAUGAUGUCUAAAUAGAAGAUAAAAUUAAAUAAUAUGAAGAAUAUGAAAAAUAAUAAGAAUUGAAACAAAAACCAAAUAAAUAAUUAUAGCCUAUAUCAGAAAACAAUGAUAUUUUUACAAAUGAGGAUAUUAAAAAAUAAGAGAAGUAAGCAAAGGGUCCAAUUCCAGAACCAAGAAAAGCAGCAGCAGUAUAAAUGACAUUUACAGAAAAAAUAUAUCCUCAUUUAGCUGCUAGAGAAUAACAUUUCAAAGAUGCUCCUGUUCCAAGAUAAAAAAAUAUUCCAAUCAAUGAAUAAAGAGAAAAUCCUCUCUUCCUUAAAGAUAAAGCUGAUGAGUUUUUUAGAAACAAAGAUUAUUACUCUGCAAUUAAUGCUUAUUCAGCUGCUUUUAAGUAUGAUAAUUAAAUGUAUACAUGUAUUUCGAAUAGAGCUGCAUGCUAUUUAGCUUUAUUUAAUUUUUAAGAAUGCAUUGAUGAUUGUCAAACAAUUAUCAAAUUAGAUAAAAAAGAUUAGUUACAUGAUAAAUGUUUAAAAAGACUAAAAGUAUGUUAAGCAUGGAAAGGUGAUUUAGACGAAGCUUUGAAUGGAAAUAUUCCAGAAGAAGUCAAACAAAUAAUUUAAAAAAGAAUAGACUCUAAUAAAUACAAAAAUCAGGGAGAUGCAUAUAUGACUACUUCUCAAUAUUAAAAAGCUAUAGAAAUGUAUAUAAAAUCUCUCUAAAAUGAUGGUGAUAAUGAAUUAAGUCUAAGUAAUAUGGGUUUAGCAUAUAUGAAAUUAAAUUAAACUAAUAAAGCACUUGAAAGUAUCGAUAAAGCAAUUCAAAAAGUUAAACCUUUUUUAUAAUAUGUUAAUUUAAAUCCUAACAUUGGAAGGUAAAGUUCAUAUGCUGGUAAUGAAUUUCUACUUAAAAAUUUAAUGAAAAAAUCAAAUUGUUUAUUUGAAUUAAAUUAAGAAUAAGAUGCUUUAAAUACAGUUAAAUAAGCAUUGAUUAUAGAUGAAACUAAUGCUGAAGCUAGAAGUAUUAUGAAUAAGAUUCAAGAUAAAUUAAUUAAAUCAGAGGUACUAAAAUUAAAGGAGAUUGCAACAGAAAGAUUAAAAUAAUAAAAAUAUUCAGAUUCAUUAGAAUUAUAUAAUGAAUGUCUAAAGAAAUUAAAUCCUUAAGAAGAUUUAAUGGAUUUCUUAGCUGUAUUAUUAAAUAGAUGCAUUUGCUGUUACUUUUUAAAUUAAUUUGAUGAGAUUGUUGGUUCAUGCACAAGAGGAAUUAAAAUAAUAUAAAUUUAACAAAAUAAGUAUUUUUUUUUAAAUAUAAAUUAAGAAUUUUAUCUUUCGAAAAGAUUACAAAAGAAUAAAGAGAUAAAUUAUAAGAUUUUUUAGUAAGAUUUUAUGUUCGUAGAUCGAAUGCAUAUGUAAAAUAAAAUUAAAUUUAUCAUGCAAAAUGUGAUUUAUAGGAAGCUUUGAAAUUAGAUCCUUAAAAUGAAUAAAUAAAAAAAGAUUUAGAAAAGUUGAAGUGA